Saccharomyces mikatae IFO 1815 is the source of this 1206-nucleotide messenger RNA. It is a transcript of the gene EAF3, whose product is annotated as Eaf3p. Bases 1 to 1206 code for a protein of 401 amino acids. Gene Ontology annotation, cellular component: nucleus; Rpd3S complex; NuA4 histone acetyltransferase complex. The record is from RefSeq and is a predicted model, not a curated record. Lineage: Eukaryota; Fungi; Ascomycota; Saccharomycetes; Saccharomycetales; Saccharomycetaceae. The transcript has a single exon. Gene Ontology annotation, biological process: chromatin organization; regulation of DNA-templated transcription.
AUGGUAGAUUUAGAGCAAGAAUUUACACUUGGUGGGCGGUGUUUGGCAUUCCAUGGUCCUCUUAUGUAUGAAGCAAAGAUCUUGAAGAUAUGGGAUCCAUCUUCGAAAACGUAUAUUAGCAUUCCUAAUGAUAAACCAGGUGUUAGUUCACAGAUAAGCAAAGAAACGCAGCCACAGAAACUGGGAGAGGAUGAAAGCAUUCCGGAAGAAAUUGUCAACGGCAAGUGUUUUUUUAUUCAUUACCAAGGUUGGAAGUCCAGCUGGGAUGAGUGGGUUGGGUAUGAUAGAAUACGGGCUUAUAACGAGGAGAAUGUUGCUAUGAAGAAAAGACUGACAAAUGAGGCAAAGGAGGCCAAGAAAUCACUGCUGGAACAACAGAAAAAAAAGAAGAUUUCAAAUAGUGUAGGAGGAUCUAACAAUGGUGGGAAAAGAAAGGGGGAUAGCCGUUCGAAUGCUAGUAUAAGUAAAAGUGCAUCUCAGAGUUCGUUAGUAUCUUCUGUGAGUGGGAAGAAAAGUGGGAGGAAUUCCGCCAGUUCCCUCCAUCCUGGUAGUUCUUUGCGUUCCUCCUCUGAUCAAAAUGGGCAUGAUGACCGCAGAAGGUCAUCCUCUCUGUCACCAAAUAUGCUGCACCUCAUACCCAGCUAUCCAACUCCUAAGAUAUCCCUGCAUAUUCCAAUAAAAUUGAAAAGCGUGCUGGUGGACGAUUGGGAAUAUGUAACGAAGGACAAGAAAAUCUGCCGGUUGCCUGCUGAUGUCACGGUAGAACAGGUACUAAACAAAUACGAGCAUGAACUGAGUCAAGAAUUAGAAUCUCCAGGAUCACAAUCACAAUUGAGCGAAUAUUGUGCGGGUCUCAAGUUGUAUUUUGACAAAUGUCUAGGUAAUAUGCUUUUAUAUAGAUUGGAGCGGCUGCAAUAUGACGAACUUUUAAAGAAGUCAGCCAAAGACCAAAAGCCACUAGUACCCAUUAAAGUCUAUGGGAGCAUUCAUCUGUUAAGGUUGAUAAGUGUCUUGCCAGAAUUGAUUUCUUCAACUACAAUGGAUAUACAGAGCUGCCAGCUUUUAAUCAAACAAACUGAAAAUUUUCUGGUUUGGCUGUUAAUGCAUAUGGACGAGUAUUUUAAUGACAAGGAUCCCAAUCAUAGUGACGACGCUCUAUACGUUAAUACGUCUAGCCAAUACGAAGGAGUGGCUUUAGGUAUGUGA